Messenger RNA from Vespa velutina, 3540 nucleotides. RefSeq names its product ionotropic receptor 25a (gene Ir8a). The record is from RefSeq and is a predicted model, not a curated record. Gene Ontology annotation, molecular function: glutamate-gated receptor activity; transmitter-gated monoatomic ion channel activity involved in regulation of postsynaptic membrane potential. Gene Ontology annotation, biological process: modulation of chemical synaptic transmission; monoatomic ion transport; synaptic transmission, glutamatergic. Gene Ontology annotation, cellular component: postsynaptic membrane; plasma membrane. NCBI's taxonomy places the organism in Eukaryota, Metazoa, Arthropoda, Insecta, Hymenoptera, Vespidae.
AAAGUAUAGAGAUGAGAGAGUCAGUAGUCACAUAUGUCAGGAUGUAUCGGGUGGUGCGUCAAACUUUAAAUUGAUUUAUGAAGUGUUUCUGUUCUUUUUUUUUCUUUUUCUUUUCUUUUCUUUUCUGAUAUAUACAAGAAAACCGAAUCACGUUUCUAUCUCUCUCUCUCUCUCUCUCUCUCUCUCUCUCUCUCUCUCUCUCUCUCAUUUGCUCGUUCGUCAAAACUUCAUUUUACGUUUAUAGUGCAAGGAUUAAGAAGAAGUAAAAAAGAAAACAAAGAAGAAGAAAAAGGAAGAGGAAUAUGGAAAAUAAAUAAAAAAAAAAAAAAAAAAAAAAAGGAAAAGAAAAAAAAGAAAAGCAAAAAUAGAAAAAUUGUGAAAAUAGAGAAAAUAGUUGAUGAUAAGAGAGAGAUAACGUAUAUAAUGUUAUAGAAGGUGACAUAAACGCUUUGUGAAACACUUCGGCGCAGGCGUAGCCAUUUUGAAUGUUCCUUUACGAAUGAGAAUCAUCCCCCCUUUCUCUCUCUCUCUCUCUCUCUCUCUUUUCUCUCUCUCUCUGUCUCUUUUUCUCUCUCUGUCUCGGUUUAUAGUGUUCAUUCGACAUUAGAAGCAUAGAAACUUCGGUAUGUCGCUGAUCGAGAUUAGAAGGACGAUCGUCUACGUUCUAAUAUUUGGAUUGUUAUUUUUAUUACCGAUCAAAUGUCAAACUCCAAUGAGUCUGUUAAUCGUGAUAGAAAACGAGGAUAGCUCGAUUUUGAGUGUAUUAAAUGAUGCAGCCUCGAGUGCGGAGAAGGAUUUUGGUAAUGAUAUAAUAACAGUGCACUUGUCCAAGGUCGAAGUAGAUCGGGAAAAUUUAGAUGAGAGCUUUCAAAAAGUUUGCGCUGUAUUAUACAAAGGCGUCAGUCUUAUAUUGGACAUGACUUGGUCCGGUUGGGAUUUAUUACGAAUAGUGGCAGAGGAUAAAGGUAUUGUUUAUAAACGUGGCGAUUGUAGUAUCAAUCCUUACGUUCAAGCUGUCGACGAUUUGUUAUUAAUGAAAAAUGCUACGGACGUUGGUCUCAUUUUCGAGGACGAAAGAGAACUCAAUCAAAGUUUGUAUUAUCUCAUUGGUAUCUCGAUAAUCAGAUUGGUCGUUAUCGACGAGUUUACUGAUAGAACGGUUUCGAAAAUUCGAAGUAUGAGACCAUCACCCUCCUAUUAUGCUAUUUAUUCGAGUACAUACAAGAUGGAGGAAUAUGUUAAAACGGCCAUCGAAGGUGGUUUAGUUAAAAGGGACGACAUAUGGAAUUUGAUUUUUACCGAUAAUCGUUACAAAGACUUCAAAUACAUUAGCGUCGAUUCGUUUAACGUAUCCUGCACGGUUUUAACCAUGAAUCCUGACGUUUGUUGUCAUUUGUUAAACGAAUCCAGUUGCAAUUGUCCGGCCGAUUUUCAGAUAUCUCCAAUCUGUUUCAAACGUUUGAUCGGUUUGAUAGUAAGCAUAAUGAACGAUAUACAAAAGUCUGGAAUAAGCGUGGAACCAAAAUCGGGUCAAUGUCCGUCUGAUUUAACUGGGACUCCAGCACCCUCGACUUCGAACGAAACCGCUGAGGCAUUCAAUAAAUUUCUAAUAUCGAAAUUGACCAACAACGAUACUUUCGAUUAUUGGUCAGAAAAGGCCACUAUAAUGUACAAAGCUGAAAUAUCAUUGCAAACACUCGAACGUGGAUCUUUAAAACCACUUGGAACUUGGACCAGACGGAACAAGAUCGUUGAAGCUUCAGGCUCUAAGAUACAUCCCGCAAAGAGAUUCUUUCGAAUUGGAACCGCUAAAUCGACACCAUGGUCAAUGCCAAAAAUAGAUCCAGAGACUGGUCAGACAAUGAAAGAUGCCGAUGGUAACGAGAUUUGGGAAGGAUAUUGUAUUGAUUUUAUCGAGAAAUUAUCCGAAGAAAUGCAAUUUGAUUAUGAAUUGGUCAUUCCCAUGGAUCAUACUUUUGGUGAAAAACUUUCUAAUGGUCAAUGGAGUGGUCUGGUUGGUGAUCUGGCGAAAGGGGAAACAGAUAUUGCGGUUGGCGCAUUGACGAUGACUUCGGAAAGAGAAGAAGUGAUUGAUUUUGUUGCACCAUAUUUCGAACAAUCCGGUAUUUUAAUAGUCAUGAGAAAACCUGUUCGCAAGGCGUCGCUAUUUAAAUUUAUGACGGUAUUAAAGCCCGAGGUUUGGCUCAGUAUUGUCGGCGCUUUGACUUUAACCGGGAUGAUGAUUUGGAUAUUGGAUAAAUAUUCACCAUAUAGCGCUAGAAAUAAUAAGAGACUUUAUCCUUAUCCCUGCAGAGAAUUUACGUUAAAGGAAAGUUUUUGGUUCGCUCUUACAUCAUUUACACCACAGGGAGGUGGGGGCUCAAGUAGAACACUUGUGGCUGCUUAUUGGUUGUUCGUUGUGCUGAUGUUAGCAACAUUUACUGCUAAUUUGGCCGCUUUUCUUACCGUCGAACGAAUGCAAUCACCGGUCCAAUCUCUCGAACAACUGGCACGUCAAUCGCGAAUAAAUUACACGGUACGUGCUAAUUCAGGAGCCCAUCAAUACUUCAUAAACAUGAAGAAUGCCGAGGACAAGCUUUAUACUGCUUGGAAAGAAAUCACAUUGAACAGUACUAGCGAUCAAAUAGAAUAUCGUGUUUGGGAUUAUCCAAUAAAGGAACAAUACGGACAUAUACUUCAAGCUAUCACUCAAGUUGGCCCAGUUCAGACCAACGACGAAGGAUUCAGAAAGGUGAUAGAAAGUGAAAAUGCGGAAUUUGCAUUUAUACAUGAUUCCUCGCAAAUAAAAUACGAAGUUACGAGAAAUUGUAAUUUGACUGAAGUUGGUGAGGUAUUCGCUGAACAACCAUAUGCGAUUGCUGUUCAACAGGGUAGCCAUUUGCAGGAGGAGAUAAGUAGAAGGAUACUCGAUUUACAAAAGGACAGAUAUUUCGAAACCUUGGCCUCUAAAUAUUGGAAUCAAUCUUUGAAAGCGCAGUGUCCAAAUUCCGACGAUAGCGAGGGCAUAACGUUGGAAAGUUUAGGCGGAGUAUUUAUAGCAACAUUAUUCGGUCUCGCUCUGGCAAUGAUCACAUUGGCCGGUGAAGUUUUAUAUUAUCGUAAAAGAAAUGCAUCUCAAGGGAAGGACAAGAAGAAGGAUUCGAAGAUUAUGAAAAAAAUGGAAAAUGAUGAAAAAUUGAUGAUAAAAAAAUUGGCCUCGAAAUUGCAAAUGAAGCCAGCACCGACGGAUGGAUUUUUCAGUAGGCAACAACUCAGUCAACCACGUAUUUCACAUAUCUCGGUAUAUCCACGAAACUUUCCCUUCAAAGAGUGAUAAUUAAUAUAAAUUAAUUAAUUGAUAAUUAAUCAUUGACGACGAUCAUUAUAAUAUAUUAUGUGUAUAUAGAGUAAAGUAAUUUUCAAUAGGAAAUCAGUCAAGGAUUAAUCGAUUAAUAAAUAAAUAAAUAAAUAAAUAAAUAAAUAAAUAAAUAAAUAAAUAAAUAAAUAAAUAAAUAAAUAAAUGUUUAACAACGUAAUACA